Molecule: messenger RNA, 4405 nt
Organism: Etheostoma cragini (Arkansas darter)
Lineage: Eukaryota; Metazoa; Chordata; Actinopteri; Perciformes; Percidae
Gene: slc17a7a
Product: solute carrier family 17 member 7a
Exons: 13
Coding region: 169-1923 (584 amino acids)
Biological process (GO): monoatomic anion transport; neurotransmitter loading into synaptic vesicle; synaptic transmission, glutamatergic
Cellular component (GO): excitatory synapse; synaptic vesicle membrane
Molecular function (GO): neurotransmitter transmembrane transporter activity; L-glutamate transmembrane transporter activity
Source: RefSeq, a predicted model, not a curated record
UGUUACAGUGGCUUACACCUUUCUGUGGCCCGUGAGAGUGAAGUGGAGCCUGGUGCGGGUAGGGAGGGAGCAGAGAGGGCGGGAUAGAGAGAGAGAGGACUGCGCGCGUUCAGGCAGGACAGGAGGGCGCGCGGGACAUCAGUACACCGGCCGGGUCAAGAAGCAAGGAUGGAUAUCCGACCAGACAGGUUUAAGGCGGUCGCGGCCAAAACUCUGGGGAAAAUUCACAGGCUGAUUGAGAAGCAGCAGCCCAAUGGUGAAACCAUUGAAUUAUCAGCAGAGGGACGUCCUGAGCUGGUGGAGGAGAAGGAGCUGCCGGUGGUGGACUGUACCUGCUUUGGCUUGCCGAGGAGGUACAUCAUCGCCAUCCUGUCUGGCCUGGGUUUCUGCAUCUCUUUUGGUAUCCGGUGCAACCUGGGUGUGGCCAUUGUAAGCAUGGUGAAUGACCACACUGUCUACAAAGGCAACAAGGAAGUACUUGUGGCUGCACAGUUCACCUGGGACCCUGAGACAGUUGGGAUGAUUCAUGGCUCCUUCUUCUGGGGCUACAUCGUCACACAGAUCCCGGGUGGCUUUAUAUGUCGAAAAUUUGCAGCCAACAGAGUGUUUGGCUUUGCUAUAGUGGCCACAUCCACCCUCAACAUGCUGAUUCCAUCCGCUGCUCGCUGCCAUUACAGCUGCGUCAUACUGGUCAGGAUAUGCCAGGGCCUUGUGGAGGGUGUAUCAUACCCAGCAUGCCACGGGAUCUGGGCCAAGUGGGCGCCUCCUCUUGAGAGAAGUCGAUUGGCCACAACAGCCUUUUGUGGAUCCUAUGCAGGGGCAGUGGUGGCCAUGCCUUUAGCUGGAAUACUGGUGCAAUACACUGGAUGGUCUUCAGUAUUCUAUGUCUAUGGCAGCUUUGGGAUAUUCUGGUACUUGUUCUGGAUUCUGGUUUCGUAUGAGAGUCCCGCCGCUCAUCCCACUAUUACACCGGAGGAGAGGAAGUACAUUGAAGAGGCAAUCGGAGAGUCUGCAACAUUUCUUAAUCCUCUGCAUAAAUUUAAAACACCAUGGAAACACUUCUUCACCUCCAUGCCAGUCUACGCCAUCAUUGUGGCCAACUUCUGCAGGAGCUGGACCUUCUACCUGCUGCUCAUCAGCCAGCCAGCCUACUUUGAAGAAGUAUUUGGCUUUGAGAUCAGCAAGGUGGGCAUGGUGUCAGCUUUGCCCCAUCUGGUGAUGACAAUAGUCGUGCCUAUUGGAGGCCAGUUGGCAGACUACCUGAGAACACACAAUCUGAUGACCACCACCAACGUCAGGAAGCUCAUGAACUGUGGAGGUUUUGGGAUGGAGGCCACCCUCCUGCUGGUAGUGGGAUACUCUCACACAAAAGGUGUUGCCAUUUCUUUUCUUGUCCUUGCUGUGGGUUUCAGUGGAUUUGCCAUCUCAGGGUUUAAUGUCAAUCACUUGGAUAUUGCCCCUCGAUAUGCCAGCAUACUGAUGGGCAUCUCAAACGGGGUGGGAACAUUAUCUGGAAUGGUGUGUCCCCUCAUAGUGGGAGCCAUGACCAAACACAAGACACGUGAAGAGUGGCAGGGUGUCUUCCUAAUAGCUUCACUCGUACAUUACGGAGGAGUGAUUUUCUAUGGAAUCUUUGCAUCGGGAGAAAAGCAGCCUUGGGCAGAUAUAGAGGACACAAGUGAGGAGAAGUGUGGUAUUAUUGAUGAGGAUGAACUGGCCAAUGAAACAGAGGAGCUCUACCGCGGAGGCGGGCAGUAUGGGGCCAUGAAUCAACCAGUUGUUGGUUCUAAUGGAGGAGGGACUGGCGGAGGAGGAGCCGGAUCUGGAUGGGUGUCGGACUGGGAUAAGUCUGAGGAGUAUGUCCAACCGCCUGGAUACAACUCGUACAAAUACGGGGGAAAAGAGGAGAAGGAGCUGACAUAGAAGAUCAAAAUGAUACAAGUUUUACAUUUUUUUUUUUUUUUUAAGAUAAAGAGAAGAGGAAGAUUGAUUUUGGAAAGGGGUUUGUAAGAGAGUUACUCGCUUUACUCAACUCUCUGUGUGCUUUUGUACAAUAUUUUCAACUGCACAUAUCAAAAGUAUGCAUCUGAUAAAUUUAUGUGUGUUUGUGUGUGUGUGUGUGUGUGUGUGUGGUUGUGUGUGUGUGUGUGUGUGUUUGUGUGCGUGUGCGUGCGUGCAAGUGUGCGUGUGUGGUUGUGCGUGCAAUGUUUGAACACAUACAAAUCAACAGCAUUCAACAACUGAACUCAGAUCCCAGACUUCCUUCCUGCUCUUGAGCUCGUUGUGAUUGGUCAAGCAUUCUGUUUCCAAGAAAUGCCGUAGUUGGCUUUUUACCUGUACAGCAACUCUCACAAGCCACUGGCAUUUUGUUGCAUUUAAAAUUGUGUGUGUGAGCCACACAUUCACUUUUCUAGCUGAGAAAGCACCUUUGGGGCCUCAGUUUUGAAACAUAAAACUUUUGAGCUUACAAAUUUAUCCAAAUUAUUAAACACAAAGUGUGAUGCCACUAGUGUCGAUUGCUUAAAUUUUCUAGUCUAAAAUACUCCCAAGGCCCUCAGCCUCAAUAGAAUUAAUAUUGAGCAUAAGAUUUUUAAAAAUCAAUACACAAACUAAAGGCUAAUGUGUUUUUAUGAUUGCGGCCCCUUGUGGCCUUCUUGUCAGGACACUGGUGAUACAUCCACUUAAUUUCUUUCUUUGCAACAUUAUUUUUCCACAGCACUGCAUAACUAUAGUAUGCAUGCACAUGCCGACUACUUUUAAACUAUUAAAUCAAGAAAAAUAAAUUUGCUUAGGUGUUGUAUCUGUCUGUGCUUGUGUGUGUGAAGCUGUAUAGCUUUUGUUACAACAGGCCCCCUUUAUGUGUGUGCAUUUCAUCGUGCAAAGGUGUGUGUUUGAGGUUGCAUUUGGUGUCGAGAUGAAUGUCACCUGGGUCUGACCUAACUAGGUCACGUCCAGCCAGGCUUAUGGUCACAUUUGUGACUUUCCAUUUGGCGUGUACGCUCCCGUUAGAUAGGUGGCCCAGAAUGACAAGUAGAGUGUGAUAGCUGCUUAACUGAUCCACUGCAUAACCAGUGAGGAACAACAGUUAUUAUAUUCCCAGGCAUCACAGAACGUGCUGCCUCUGUUUCUGCCUUGUUCUGUGUCUCUGUGGCUGCUCUCUGUUUCCACGUCUUUAGUAUCUAAAUUUUUGUCAAGUUUGAGGUGGUGGGUCAGACCGACUAAGUGUUUGUGUGUGCGUGUGUGUGUGUGUGUGUGUGUGUGUGUGUGCAUGUGUGUGUGAGUGUGUGCAUGUGUGUGUGAGUGUGUGCGUGUGCGUGUGCGUGCGUCCGUUGUGUUGGGUGCAGGUGCUGAAACGUUGCGUGGUGAGCAUGUUUUAAUGAGCACAUUAGUGUAGUACCCCACCAUCCGUCUCUUCCUUUUGCACACACACACGCACGCACGCACACACACACACACACACACACAGGGUGCUUAUUUCAUGAAGGCACAGUUAAGUGCAGUGUGCAGAGGGAGUGGUGGCACACUUUUUAGUACUCACAUGGCUGUAAAGCACCCAUGGAAACAGGGUGAUAUAGGGAAGUAUGAUUAUACAUUGUCAGAGGAUGUGUUAAGGUUUGGUUACAAUCAUGGCUAAUCCACUCAGACCCAUCAAGCCCUUUUAAAGCAGCACCCUCUCCAUUGUGACGUACUGACUGCAGGGUAAUGGGGUAGGGAAUUCAGAGGUUCUUCUCCUUAGAGGACACCAACAAGCUUAUACAGGAAAGGAACUGUCAUAUUUAACAAAUUGCACAGUACAACUCAGCACCUGCACAUACAGCCAACAUACAUUAAACAUGUUCAUGCACACACAUACACAAACAAACGUCUGCCCUCUGUGUGACGUCACAAGUCAUGCCAACUCACAAUGUUCUUUUUAAUUUAAAGUACAUUUGUAGGCGGAUCUUUUUCAGAUCAAGAAUCUAAUUUUGUGUACCUUAUAGGGAGUUUGUAGAAUUGAGCUCACUUUUGUGAGAGAAAAAAUACACUACUGGAUUGUUAAAAUAAUUGUAAUUGAUUAAACUGAGGGUUUAUUGGUAAAAUGUGUUGGUAUGUCAAUAAAUUAUUUGAAAAAGUCAAUAAGGCAAAUUUUUUUUUGAAUGAAAUGUCUACAAGACAUGAAUGAUCAUUCUUGUAUAGAAUUUUAUUUUAAAGUGUUGUAUUAGUGUGUUUUUAAUCAAGUUUCUCUUUGUCUCAUUUAUGGCUAGUCCAAUGUUGUCCUCCUCCUUCUUGAUGAAAUGUGUGGUGGGAACCAGUUAAAAAAGAAAAAAAGAAAAUGAUCAUAAUGCAAAAAUGUGCAAAAAUAUUCUAUGUAUAAAAGAUGUAUAUGUGAGAUAUCCUUGUCUAUAAUAAAAUGUAAGCAAUUUGA